Danio rerio (zebrafish) is the source of this 595-nucleotide messenger RNA. Lineage: Eukaryota; Metazoa; Chordata; Actinopteri; Cypriniformes; Danionidae. The record is from RefSeq and is a predicted model, not a curated record.
UGUGUGCUGUUUCUCUCCUCAGGACCGAUGCAGGAGACUGUCAUUGACUUCUGGAGGAUGGUGUGGCAGGAGAACACGGCAACCAUCGUCAUGGUGACCAACCUGGUGGAGGUCGGCAGGGUGAAAUGCUGCAAGUACUGGCCGGACGACACUGAGAUCUACAGAGACAUCAAGGUGACGCUGAUCGAGACACAGCUUCUGUCUGAAUACGUCAUCAGGACGUUUGCUGUGGAGAAGCGAGGAGCUCAUGAGAUCCGUGAGAUCAGUCAGUUCCACUUCACGGGCUGGCCGGAUCACGGUGUGCCGUAUCACGCCACGGGUCUGCUGGGCUUUGUGCGACGCGUCAAAGCCAAAACACACACCAACGCCGGACCCAUCGCCGUCCACUGCAGUGCGGGGGCGGGGCGAACAGGCUGCUUUAUCGUGAUUGACAUCAUGUUGGACAUGGCGGAGCGGGAGGGUGUGGUCGACAUCUACAACUGUGUGCGGGAGCUGCGGUCGCGCCGCGUCAACAUGGUCCAGACCGAGGUACUGCACACCACAACAGCUUACAUCACAAAUUGUCUAUCAAACUAACUUAAAGUCCCAAUGAACU